Molecule: messenger RNA, 2890 nt
Organism: Ilex paraguariensis (yerba mate)
Lineage: Eukaryota; Viridiplantae; Streptophyta; Magnoliopsida; Aquifoliales; Aquifoliaceae
Source: the annotation of a GenBank genome assembly
GGGACAUAACUUUAAUAAUUUGAUUCGGCAGAUCUGGAGAUAGAUCCAAACCUAAAACACUAAAAUAUCUGCAAAAUAUCUAAUCCCCCAAAUAUCUCCCAAAAUUUGAAAAUCCUAAAACCCCAACCUUAUAAAAUUAACAACACAACAAGCAGCAGCAGGUAUGGAGAACUGUAUGGGUGGAUACACAUCAGGCAGAAGCAGAUCACAGUCGCUGGGGAAUGAAAAAACUGAUGCCCAAAGCCAGAGUGGUCUUCCUCAUCACCAGAGAACGCAUUCUGUUUCUAUCAGUAUGCCAUCUUCUCCUAUUGAAGUUCACUUACAGAGUUCUAAAGUAGUUCAAUUCAGAGAUAAUGAUGAAGAUGACAUUGCAAAUUCUUCAACUGCAUGUGAAACUGCUAGCACCAAACAGGCGAAACAAGCAAAAUUUCAUUCUCAGCCAAUGCCAAAGGGAUAUGUAUUUGAUGAGGCAGUUGGACGUGGGAAAUUUCCCAGCCAUUCAGAAUUUGCAACAGGGAAUCCAAGGAUUCAUAAAAUGAAGGACAAAAGGUUUGAUUCUUUCAAAACAUGGUCUGGAAAACUUGAGAGGCAGUUAUCGAACUUGCGUGGGAAGCCGCAGGAAACUGGGCAAGAGGUUAACAAUUUGCCAAGAGCAGAGAUGGAGACUUUACCUGUGGACAGAUACUUUGAUGCCUUGGAAGGACCGGAGUUGGAUACCCUCAGGGCUUCAGAAGAAAUACUGCUUCCAGAAGACAAGAAAUGGCCAUUUCUUCUUCGAUAUCCUGUCUCAUCCUUUGGUAUCUGCCUUGGCAUUAGCAGCCAAGCAAUUAUGUGGAAAACCUUGGCCACUUCUGCUUCCAUGAAAUUCCUUCAUGUAAGCCUGAAUGUAAACCUCAUCCUGUGGUGCAUAUCUGUCGCUCUUGUGGCUAUUGUUUCAUUCAUCUACUCUCUGAAAGUAAUUUUCUACUUUGAAGCGGUUCGCCGUGAGUACUACCACCCGAUUCGUGUUAAUUUCUUCUUUGCCCCAUGGAUUGCCCUUUUGUUCUUAGCUCUUGGGGUUCCACCAUCCAUUGCUCAAAACCUGCAUGCAGCUCUGUGGUUUGUUCUUAUGGCGCCAAUAUUUUGUCUAGAGCUUAAGAUAUACGGACAAUGGAUGUCAGGAGGACAGCGGAGGCUUUCAAAAGUCGCGAAUCCUUCAAACCAUUUGUCAGUAGUUGGUAAUUUCGUCGGUGCAUUACUGGGUGCAUCAAUGGGGCUAAAAGAAGGGCCUAUAUUCUUCUUUGCUGUUGGGUUGGCUCACUAUACAGUCUUAUUUGUGACUCUGUACCAGAGACUCCCAACAAACGAGACACUCCCAAAGGAGCUGCAUCCGGUGUUCUUUCUGUUUGUUGCAGCACCAAGUGUUGCUUCCAUGGCGUGGGCAAGGAUUCAAGGCUCCUUUGAUUAUGGGUCACGGAUUGCUUAUUUCAUUGCCUUGUUUCUUUAUUUCUCACUGGUUAGUGCUCUGUCACCCAAAAGCAUACUCAUCCUCACUUAUUGUCUUCCAUGCAUGUUAAUUGCCCUUCCAUAAAAUCCUCAUACUGUACUUGUUUGAGGGACUACUAUGUUGAUGAAACUUGGACACUUGACGUUUCACCAGGAUGAACAUAAUUUGGCUUGGCAGUAAGAGCCUUAGAAGAAAUUUCCCUUUAACGUGGUUUACCCAAGCCCUUAUCCAGUCUCAUAUUUCAAUCUCCAGAGAUAUGAAUAACAUUAGACUUGAUUGGCAAGGAAAACCUAUUUUUCCCAUGGUUUGUGGAAAGGAUUCUGUUUUUUAAAAUGUGGGAAAAUAGGGUGGAGAUUGCCAUGCCUAGAAAUAAUUGCAGAUGACAUUUGAUCCUGACUAGUGCUGCAAGUUGGCUUUAUGCUAAGGAGAAAAUUAGUCCACCCUGACCAUAGAACCAGGUAGCUUGGUUUCCGCAGCAAUUUACAACAUCCAAUAAGUUGGUUUUAGCAGUGUGGUGCCUUUUGUCUGAUUUUUAAAGGUUAAAAGCAACAUGCAGUUCUUAGGACAGUCUACAGUUCAGUAUAUCUGAUAAGAAGUGCGUCAAUGUCAAGUGUGUCCAAAUGGGACCUUUAUUGGAAAAAAGGAGAUCAAACUAGGUGACUUCAGUGCCCUAGGAUUUACUUUGGUUAUUGUACUUUAACUAAGUUCUCUUGCUAAUCCUUUCUUUUUUGUGUAUAUUUACAGGCUGUCAGGGCCAAUUUUUUUCGAGGGUUCAGGUUCUCAUUGGCAUGGUGGGCCUACACUUUCCCGAUGACUGGAGCUUCUAUUGCAACCAUCAAGUACUCAAGCGAGAUCACAAACGUAGUAACUAAAUCUCUUUCUGUAAUACUCUGCAUAAUUGCCACACUCACAGUAACAGCUCUGUUUGUCACAACUCUUGUCCAUGCCUUUGUGCUCCGAGAUCUCUUCCCGAAUGAUCUUGCUAUUGCAAUUAGUGAGAGAAGGCCAAAAACAUCCAGGAAAUGGUUCCAUAGGAGACCAGGCAGCUCAGAUACCAAAGACAUUGAGAAUUACCUAAAAUUUGCAGACUCUGAUAGCAAAGAUAUUGAGGCUUCUCUGUCACCUUCAAACUCCAUUGCCAAAGAGGUGAACAAUUCUCAUCCAAACAUCAUCCACAACAAUCCCUCCCUUUGUGUUCCAGCGGCCUAAGAAAGUUUAUCAGUUGGUGGGCUUCCACAACUCAGCUAAGGGAGGAACAUAGUGUCAAAGUUUUGGCAGUUCUGGUGAACUUGGUGUGCAAAGAGAAAAAUGAAGGUUUAUGUAGAGAGAGAAUGUCUGAACCUUUUUAGUUGUAAAUCAUAAGAGAUGGAUGUUUGUGAUAUUGUACCAUUUUCUGAAUGAAAU